CACAACUGUCGCAUCUUCUCCCAUAUUCCACCCAUCACUCUUCAAGCCUUCGCAUAUUCGCGAUACUAAAAAAUUUAAUCUUCUAUCUUCUAAACGUAUUUCCUAAAUCGGCUUAGGGUCGAUUUGAAUCGAUUAAAAUUCAGUAGCGCAUCGCUUUUGCAUUAUCGCAAAACCGGUCGCAUCGUAUCCCAUCGUAUUCCUGCAAGAGUUCAAAGGCACAUUACACUACAGCCAAAACGCCAUACAUUAAACCGGUAUGUCCAUGGAUUAAUCAUUUCACGAAGCAUUAAUUUCAAACCAUCGUAUCGUCGAGCAUGUCGCACACGAUGGAGUGGACGGAGACCAAGACAAAACGCAAGCGGCGUAUUCGCAGAAUAACAAGACCUGAAGUCGGAUCUCUUUACGAUAUUCUUCACGACCAUGCAACCAAAGCCCUCUACGUCUCGCCGCUCGGUUGGACAGAUCUACACACACAAUUGCUCGGCUGUCAAUUUGUACCACAGCCUUCCCAAACUACACCUACACCAACACCAGGACCAUCCCAAUCACCAUCACAACCUGAGACAUCCGACUUAGUAGUGUCUAUUCGAAGAACCCUCAACAACCUGAUGGAUCCGUUUCAAUCUAAGCAGCCGACAGAUAAAUCUAUCCAGAGCCUGUUAACAUUAUUAUAUCCUGGAAAAUUAUCCGCGGUAAACCCAGACCUUAACAUCAGAUGCGGAGGCGGUCGCCUUUUAGGCAGUGUGCGUUGUCAAGCUGCGUGGAAGAAAUUGCAAGGUCCAUUUUCCUUCAACUCUGCCACAACAUGCACCUCAGGUGUUCAGGAACCCUCGGUAGGUCGGACUCCGAUGCAUAGCCCGGCAUUAGCAUUUCUCGAUCUUCAUACCAUAAACUUCGCUAGAAAGAGCUGCUUCCGAGUCCGUCCGUUACCCGACGGGUCCUUAAACGUGCCUAUCCACAGUUUACACAAGAUUCACACGUCAAAGUUGGUCCCCAAGAAUCCUGAUGAAGACCAGUAUAUUCUUGCUAUCAUGCUAGCAAUGGCUCAACGUCACGUGUAUCUAAAUUUCUACACGGGGUCUGGGUUUAAGUCUGAAGAUGUUGAAACUCGUGUCUUGGCAGUUUCCGAGCAAGACCAAACACUCAUCGUCUACAAGAGCAUCAUGCCGGGAGCAUUUCUCGGCAUGUUUGACGACCUUAGCAAGGCACCCCGAGGAGAUGCGAGAAUCACUAUUCACUACCAGAGAGUCCCGGUUUGGCCAAUUCUAGGUCUGAAGGAACGCCUGGGACAAGCUCUCGGCCAAGACUUGGUUGGCGAAAUCGACAUGGACAACAUCGAGACUUACCAGAGUGACCCAUCAUCUUCUCCUGAAGAUAUUCAAUUCGAUUCCCAAGAUAGCAUCGACGGUCUUGAUAAGAGUCUUGAGAAGGAGUUAUCAACCACUGCCCAGAAGCGCAGUCGGGGAAACGAGUUACUUGCUCGGCCUCACGUACUAGAGUCCUCGAAGCGCAAAAGACGCAUCUUUUCCGAUGUCAUGAAUAUGAGUUUCUCGGAGGAUCGUGAAUCCUCCGACUUCUCGGAAAACUUGAUGGUGAAGCGCAGGCACUUAGAGGAAGGUAGGGUUGGCGUAGUCCGAUGAGACAAUAUACUCCUUGGCUUUUUCAACGCGGUCAUGUGGGUAUAUGUAUGGGUCGCUAAAAAUGGAUAGGAAUGAACGAUAAGCAGACAAUGCUUAAGUCCCCAAAGGGGAAGAAGUCAUGAAUUAAAGAUGGGGUUUCAAACAAGGCAUAAGAAGUGAUAUCGACUUCAAGUGGGUUGCUAAUAUCGGGUUCAAAGAGGGGUUGGAGAGGUUUAUCCAACGACAUCGUGCAGGGGGGCAGAUGGGCUACUGGGGGUUUGCUGGUAACGACAGCAUAUUUAUUCGAUUCGGGGGGCUACUAUGACGCAAUGACAAUUAUUACGAUGAGGAACUUAGGGAAAUGGCUAUGGCUACGGCGUUAGCUUGAGGAGGGUAUACCCCAGUACUAUUAUUUUGGGCUUCUAUUCUUGUAACGCAUUCUACGAAUGGGAUAGGGCGUACAUGCUGCAUGAUUGCUGGCGACGCAUAACAACUUCGUUUUCUAGAAGAUGAGACGAUUCUGUCAACCUCGCGGCUAUAAUUUCUUCGGGCUCACUAUUCAUCGGUGAUUCACUUCUCGUGUUUAGGCUAGAUAUGAUGUUUGUUCGUCAUGAGUCUCAGCAACAAGUUGUAAUGAUAUACGACUCAACACCAUGUCACAUCUGUUGGGUUUAUGAGCAGAUUCAUGAGCACCUC
Annulohypoxylon maeteangense is the source of this 2315-nucleotide messenger RNA. RefSeq lists its product as uncharacterized. The transcript is spliced from 2 exons. The coding region runs from base 315 to 1640 and encodes 441 amino acids. Lineage: Eukaryota; Fungi; Ascomycota; Sordariomycetes; Xylariales; Hypoxylaceae. The record is from RefSeq and is a predicted model, not a curated record.